This is a messenger RNA of Eurypyga helias (sunbittern), 2490 nucleotides long. It is a transcript of the gene SLC9A3, whose product is annotated as solute carrier family 9, subfamily A (NHE3, cation proton antiporter 3), member 3. Gene Ontology annotation, biological process: regulation of pH; sodium ion transport; proton transmembrane transport. Gene Ontology annotation, molecular function: sodium:proton antiporter activity. Gene Ontology annotation, cellular component: brush border membrane; apical plasma membrane. The transcript is spliced from 16 exons. Bases 1 to 2490 code for a protein of 829 amino acids. NCBI's taxonomy places the organism in Eukaryota, Metazoa, Chordata, Aves, Eurypygiformes, Eurypygidae. The record is from RefSeq and is a predicted model, not a curated record.
AUGAGGCAGGUAUCUGGAGUGGGGCUCCUCCUGGGGCUGAUGGCUCUCCCAGCGGCGCUGGGACAGAGAAGCUCGGGAAGCUCUAUAAAUAGCAGCCAUCCUGAAAGCUUUGCCAUCGUCUCUUUCAAAUGGGAUCACGUCAAGGACCCUUAUAUCAUUACACUCUGGAUACUUGUGGCCAGCUUGGCCAAAAUUGUUUUCCACUUGUCCCACAAAGUCACUCGGGUGGUUCCAGAGAGUGCUCUGCUGAUUGUUCUUGGUCUCUUCCUUGGUGGCAUUGUAUGGGCAGCAGAUCACAUUGCCUCCUUCACCCUUACACCAACUGUGUUUUUCUUCUAUCUGCUGCCCCCCAUUGUUUUGGAUGCUGGAUAUUUUAUGCCAAAUAGAUUGUUCUUUGGAAAUCUUGGUACCAUCCUUCUGUAUGCUGUCAUUGGGACAGUCUGGAAUGCUGCCACAACUGGUCUAUCUCUCUACGGUGUCUAUCUGACAGGAAUAAUGGGCCGUCUGAAUAUCGGACUGCUGGACUUCCUGCUGUUUGGCAGCUUAAUUGCCGCUGUGGAUCCUGUAGCUGUUCUGGCAGUGUUCGAAGAAGUCCAUGUCAAUGAAGUGUUAUUCAUCAUUGUUUUUGGAGAAUCACUUCUGAAUGAUGCUGUGACUGUGGUGCUGUACAAUGUGUUUGAAACUUUUGUUACAAUAGGUCCAGAGAAUGUGACGGGGAUUGAAUGUGUCAAAGGCAUAGUGUCAUUCUUUGUGGUGAGCUUAGGUGGGACACUGGUCGGCAUUUUCUUUGCAUUCAGGUCAGUCGUUUCUCGUUUCACCAAGCACGUGAGAAUCAUUGAACCUGGAUUUGUGUUUAUCAUUUCCUACCUGUCCUACCUCACAGCAGAGAUGCUUUCUCUUUCUGCUAUCCUUGCAAUAACUUUCUGUGGCAUCUGCUGUCAGAAAUAUGUCAAGGCUAACAUAUCUGAACAAUCUUCUACAACUGUAAGAUAUACCAUGAAAAUGAUGGCCAGUGGAGCAGAAACUAUUAUCUUCAUGUUCCUGGGAAUUUCAGCUGUAAAUCCAGACAUCUGGACUUGGAAUACAGCUUUUAUUCUCUUGACUCUGGUCUUCAUUUCAGUAUACAGAGUUAUUGGUGUAGUUUUACAGACAUGGAUUCUUAACCACUACAGAAUGGUCCAGUUGGAGAUAAUAGACCAGGUGGUGAUGUCAUAUGGUGGACUACGUGGAGCGGUUGCUUUUGCUCUGGUUGUACUUCUGGAUGUCAACAAAGUGCAAGAGAAAAACCUGUUUGUCAGCACAACUAUCAUUGUUGUGUUUUUUACUGUUAUUUUCCAGGGUUUGACUAUCAAACCUUUGGUACAGUGGCUGAAAGUGAAGAAAACUGAACACAGAGAGCCAAAACUGAAUGAGAAACUUCAUGGCAGAGCCUUUGAUCACAUUCUUUCUGCUAUAGAAGACAUUUCUGGACAAAUAGGACAUAAUUACCUGAGAGACAAGUGGUCCAAUUUUGAUAGGAAAUUCCUCAGUAAAGUACUGAUGAGAAGGUCUGCUCAAAAAUCAAGAGACCAGAUCCUUAAUGUUUUCCAUGAACUCAACUUGAAGGAUGCAAUUAGCUAUGUGGCUGAGGGAGAACGUAGGGGUUCCUUGGCAUUUAUACGUUCUCCAAGUACAGACAACAUGGUAAAUGUGGAUUUCAGCACUCCAUGCCCAAGUACUAUGGAAGGCUCUGUCUCUUAUUUACUGAGAGAAAAAGCUGGACCAGUCUGCCUUGACAUGCAAGCGUUAGAGCAGAGGAGGAAAAGUAUCCGUGACACAGAAGACACAGUUGCUCAUCACACCCUACAACAGUACCUGUAUAAACCCAGGCAGGAGCACAAACACCUGUACAGUCGACAUGAGAUCAUGCACAGUGAAGAUGAAAAACAAGACAAGGAGAUUUUCCAUAGAACAAUGAGGAAGCGCUUAGAAUCUUUCAAGAGUACCAAACUAGGAAUAAACCAUGCCAAGAAGCUCAAUAAAAUCCACAAGCGAGACCGGGGCCAAAAAAGGCGAAACAGCAGUGUCAUACCAAAUGGAAAAAUACCUUCAGAACAUCCAGUACAAGAUUUUACUUUAAACGAAAAAGAUUUGGAGUUGUCUGAAUCAGAAGAAAAUAAUGAUUAUGAAACUUUACACCUAGGCAAAGGAGUUGAUUUCCUGGCUAAUGUGACAAAGCAAAAUUUCACAGAUACUCCUACUGGAAUUGAUAACCCAGUAUUUUCAGCUGAUGAUGAUCAAAGUAUCUACAUGAAGUUCUCACCAUGGUUAUCUAGUGAAGAUACUGUGGUACCAUCACAAAGGGCCCGAGUGCAGAUCCCAUAUUCUCCAAACAACUUCAGACGGCUCACUCCAUUCCGACUCAGCAAUAAAUCAAUAGAUUCCUUCCUGUUAGCAGAUGGCCCAGAGGACCGACCCAGAUCUUUUCUCCCAGAAUCUACACAUAUGUAA